CGCACGCACAGGGUCCACCCAUCGUCAAACGAAAACCAUGCAGGAACGAAUGGAACAGUUACCGAAAAACCUCGACACUGCAGUCAGGCCGAUUGCACCACUUCACACAUCGACUGCUUCGUUGCCAAGCCAGAUCAACCCAGCUAUCACUUGCUGCCCCCCUCACUGCCCUCCCCUUGGUCGUUGCCCUCGUCAGUCUGCCCGCCCUGCUCUUUGCCCUCUCCCCCAGCAUCAUCUGGUGCUGGCUGUGGUGCCUCGGACGGCGCCUCGACGAGCGUGCUGUCUCCCCCGAAGUAGAGGUUGCCCUUGCCCUUCCUGUCGUCGCUUUGCAGAAUGCCCGAGCUCCACAACGUCGCCUCCUUCUUGGCUGCUGGUGAUCGGCGCAGCUUUGGCCGUCUUGAUGGUGGUGGUUGUGACGGUGAUGUUGACUCAUCCACUGCUGUCGCUUCCGCACCCUCCGCUUGCUCUUGUCUUUGUCUGCGGAGCAUCGCUGUGCGCCGCAGGAAGUCGCUGGCGUCAGCUGAUGAUGGCUGAUGCUGCUGCUCGUCUUGUGUGGCGGGCAGCGGUGUGCCGGUGCGUGGUCGGCAGACGCCGUCGGUGCCGCACUCCAUCUGCUGAGAGGUCCCUGCAGCAAUCGGCAUCGGCUCAGGAGUCGUCAUGACGGCCGGGGCAGCCGGUGCUGUGGGUGUCGUCUCUGGCGGAUGCUCCUCCACGUCUACCCCUCUCUCCUCCUGCUGAUACUGCGCCCUAUGCCGGUGGGGCAACGGGAUGGGCAUACCCACGACGUCACCCGACACCUGCUUCGCCUUCCAUGCGGUGAGGGUCUUGUACGCCGCCGUCACGGGGGCGAGGUUCCUGCUCUCGUAGGACAUGGCAACCGGGGCGCCAGCAGAGACGUCAGCAGAGUCCUGGAAGCCCACCAGUCGGAGGAUGGCGAGUGCGGGUGGAUAGGGGGCGACGGUCUCGGCUGCUUUGGCGUUGAGGAGGUUGAUGCGCCUGUACUUGGGGUCUUGUGGGUGCCGGGCGACGUUCUUGAGAUAGAUGGACAGAAUGCGCACCGUCUCCUGUGCCUUGUCAGACGUCAUGCCGGGCGCCUGCAUCCACAAAUCAAUCAAUCAACACAGAGAGAGAAUGGUGCAGUGCAACACUAGAAAGAGAUGUAUGCGAUGCGCGUCUCUGUGGCUCUGUAUGUGACCUUGAGGAGCUGAUCGAGCUGUUUCUUGAUGUCAUAGUCGAGCUUCUCACUCUUGGCGAAGCCAAAGGCGGCCCUCCCACACAUGGACGAGAACCGCCUGCAGGCCACAACAAACACGCAUAUGACACGUGCGUCCAUCCACCCAACCAUCCAUGCUGUUGACUUACUUACCGGCUGACUGGCUGCAGUUUCUCCUUCUGUGAGAGUUCCGGCUGCCUCUGGGCCAGCCGUGUGAUGAGCGCCUGGAGCUGGUCGCUGCCGCCGACGCCAGUGGACUUCUCGACGAUGUCGCCGUCGAUGACCGAUAAGAGUGUGGGCAGCCCCUCCACCUCCAGACACUGAGAUAAUGACUUGUGCUUGUCGCUGUUGAUCUUGACCAAUCUGAACAGCACAUUACACACACACACAUGGAUGUGAUCUUUCUGCCUGUGGGCGAGAGGCCUUUCAGGACUGACCUGAACAUGCCCCCAAAUUGCGUGACGACGUCUUCGAGGAUGGGUUUGAGCUGCUGGCAGGGGCCGCACCAGUCGGCAUACACGUCAAUCAGCACAGGCACCGGCGACUCGAUCACCAGACGCUGCAGCUCGCUCUCCUCCGGCUCAAAUAUCACGCUGUUCUUCUCCGCUGGCUCGGGCAUCCUGCCGCCUCCAGAUGCUGGUGCUGCCGCCCUGCCUUUGCCCUUGAGUGUGGCUGUGGUGCGCCCAAGGCUGUCCUGACCCUCACUGACGAACGAGCGAUAGUCGGGAUCACUUGUGGUCCUGCGUCUGAUCAUGGCCAUGACGCGCCGGGUGCUGACGCCCCCCACUCCAGCCGCCGUCUGCCAUGCCUUGAUGACGCCUUCCCGAGCCGUCUGCUCGUCGACGCCUCUCCUGACCUUCCGCGUCACCUUGUCCUCAAAGACUCGCUGCAGCUGCUGCUCCUGCCUGGUCAGGAGGCUGUCUGCCUGCUGGCCUAUCGCCUCGAUGGCUUCACGCACAGCUACGUCCUGCGGCCGCUUGGCGAUGGCCGCAUCCUGAAGCGAAGUGAGUGCCGGCGCGAUGCCGAUCUCACGGACGGCAGCGUCGACCACAGAUGGAGACCAACCUGAGACCACACACACACACACAUGAAAGGUACACAAAGAGAUGAUGACAUGGGCUUGUGGGUGUCUGUCUGUCUGUCUAUCUACCUUUCUGUCGCAGCCAGUUGGCAGCCGCCAGCGUCAAUCUCUCCAUGGCGAUCUUCUCCAUGGCCUGCUGCUCUCCCUCCUCUAUCAGAUCUUCCCCCUGCGUGUCAAUGGCAUAGUACCCCGCCUGUAUGGAUGGGUCGAUGCGGCCGCUGCUGCCCUCCCGUCCCUGCAGGGCCAUCGGCACGCCCCAUGCCCGCUGCCGAAGGGGCACUGUGAGGGUGCCGGUCUCUGACGAUGCCUUGAUGAAGGGCAGCAAGGAGAUCAAGAGGCAAACAGAGGACGCACGCAUGCCGUAGACCAAAGGUUGAUGAAUGAGGCUCCAGCG
Molecule: messenger RNA, 2688 nt
Organism: Vitrella brassicaformis
Lineage: Eukaryota; Vitrellaceae
Source: the annotation of a GenBank genome assembly